Messenger RNA from Adineta steineri, 891 nucleotides. NCBI's taxonomy places the organism in Eukaryota, Metazoa, Rotifera, Eurotatoria, Adinetida, Adinetidae. The record is from the annotation of a GenBank genome assembly.
AUGCCAAAAACUCGAAAAACACGACGUGUUACAACAACUAAUCCACUAAGUCGACCGAAGAGAGCUUCAACAAAAGUUAAGAGUACUAAAAACGAAGAAAAUAAGGUCGCUUAUUAUGAUCUUGUUUCUCAACCUAAUGAAUCUAUUAAAUCAAAAUCAACAGGCAAUUUUAUUCGUAUACCGAAAAAACCACCACGAAAUUUAAAAGUAGCUGAUGAUUGGGAUGUUAAAUCAGGUGAUGUUCUUUCAUGGAGUCAAGGUCGACCAACAGAAACAUUCUUUGUUACUUCAGAAGGAACACUUUUAAAAAAUCCCGAUAAAUCUGGUUCAGGUUAUUUAACAAUUCCACUUGCAAUAACUUCGCAAUUUUCUGAUGUUCUCAAUUGUUUUUCGUCUGUUUUGGAUGGUGUUGGUCGUAAUUAUAUAACAAAUAUUGAACUUGCACCAACUGAUUUAUUUUUUACUACCCAUUUUUCAAAACAACCACUUCCUACAUCGAUCAAAAAUCGAAAGGAUAUAUCUUAUUCAUUUGAUCCAAAUGAUGAAAUUCUCUAUGUUACACUUGAAUCAAAUCCUAAUCAAUCUCAAGAUUUUCCAUUAGAUACAACUAAAACAGAUGAUAUUAUUCAAUGGAUUUCAGUAGCAAAUGAUCUAAAAGCAAAAUUUAAUGUUAAAUAUAAUUUUGAAGGUAAAGAAACAUGCAGUAAAGCUCCUCGUGGUAUCAUUACUGGUUUACCAACUGGAUGGCAAUGUCAACAGCAAGGUUCAUUAAUGUUCGGUUCAGAUAAAAUACAAGGCGAAUGGAAAUGUGAAGGACCAGAAAAAACGAAAGAUAAAGCACGAAAAGCUAUUGAAAAAUAUUAUAAAGGACUUAAUGUAGAAAUAAAAUAA